Molecule: messenger RNA, 3630 nt
Organism: Candida tropicalis MYA-3404
Lineage: Eukaryota; Fungi; Ascomycota; Pichiomycetes; Serinales; Debaryomycetaceae
Gene: FUN31
Product: serine/threonine protein kinase
Exons: 1
Coding region: 1-3630 (1209 amino acids)
Biological process (GO): intracellular signal transduction; negative regulation of glycogen biosynthetic process; protein phosphorylation
Cellular component (GO): cytosol; cytoplasm; nucleus
Molecular function (GO): ATP binding; protein serine/threonine kinase activity
Source: RefSeq, a predicted model, not a curated record
AUGCAAUCGACCCAUAAACCCCUGUUUUUCAUAGAUGAGGACUCUCAACAAUCACAACAACAACCUCAACAACAACCACAGUUGCGUUCCCGUCCUCAUCCUCCUGCAAUAAAAUCUUCACUCAACCCAAGAAGACCAUCUUUGCAACAACAACAACAACAACAACUGCCGUCCCCUGUUAUUCCGACAAGAGCAUCAUUCUCUUCAUCAAGUUCAAGUAGUAAUGACUUGGAAGAUAUUUUAAAGUUUCCCAUUGAAUCAGCUCACGCUUAUUCAUACGCUCACCUUUCUCCUAACUCCUUGGCAUUGAGAUUAAAUGUAUUGAAGAGAUCUUUGGAAAUUUUAAAAGAUCGUCCCGAUUUAUUCAGAUCUUUAACCAAAGAUGUUCCAGAAUCUACUCCAGAAUUAUCUAGAACCAGCUCCCACCAUAUGGAAAUCGAUUCACCACUAUUGGAAGAUCAAGAAGUAGAUCCAAUAUCUUCAACACCGCCACCACAAGCACCACCUUCUAGAAAAGCAUUAUUCACUCAUACCAAUCAUAGUUCAGAUUAUAUUCAUGAUAUUUCUUCAGGACAUUCAAGUGAUCACAAGAAAUAUAAAUUACGUUCAAACGCAUCUUCAGCAACAUUGGCUGCCCUUUUUAGACCAAAUAUGAAAAGAUCCGAUAGUUUACCAUUGGAGACUCCACAAUCACUACGCCGAGCUUCUACUCCACCAUUGUCAUAUCUACCUAGUUCAUCAUCAAGAAAGUCAUCUUUAAAUGCUUCACAUAGUGAUGAUUUCAAAGAUAUAAUAGACUUGUUGGAAAAUGACUUAGAAUCUUUAAUAAAUAAUUCAGAAAUUGCUACAACAUUACACGAUCUUUCAUUAUCCACUUCUCCUGAUGACUCAUCAAAUUUGAAUACAAAACAUGAUAUAUUGAAAAAUAAGUUAUUACUUGCAUUGGCUAUGCCAUUUAUGGAAACUUCAGUACAAACAACUUCACUAUUAGAAAGUGACGGAACUACUGAUCCAUCAUUAAACAAGACACAUAUACGUCCAUCCACCACUGCAUUAAAUUUACUCAACAACAAUUAUCCUUCUUCAUAUUCUAUGGGGUCAAGUGGGACCAGUUUUAACACCACAAAUAAUAACACCAGUAACCGUCCAUUCCAUUCAUUGAUAACCACAAAGCAUUCCCUCCCACAGUCAGUCUUUACUAUUGAACCAGAUUUGCCAUUUUCAGUUAAAGCCGCAAAUGAUUUAGCAUGUUUGAUGUUUGGUGUUCUGAAAAGUACCAUCAAAGCAUUGACUCUUAUGGAUUUGAUUGCCCCACAAUUCCGUAAUUUUGUAUUGGAAAGAUUAACUAGUUUACCUGAUGUCAAUUUACGAGGAAACAAAAGUCAAGAUCGAAUAUUGUUUGCCGGGGAAAUCGUUGCCAUUGUUAGACCUGGAGAUCAGAACUUUGCAUGGACAUCUUUGUGGGCUAAAAGGAAAGGUAACUUGAUCAUUUGUAUGUUUGAUCAAAUACCAUGUGAUGCAUUUGAUGUUGUCAUAAUGUGUCACAAAGCUUCUAGUACCUUUGAAGUCGAGGCGGUUAACAACAUUGCAGGAAACUUAGUUGACGAUUAUGGUAUUAAAGAUUUAACAACAUUGAAAGAUCUUAGUGAUUCAUUAAAUGAAGAAUUACACGAAGUUCAAGCCGUUUCUCAUCAAGAAACAGAAGACGUUGCAGUGAUAAAUCACACUAGAUAUUAUACUUUACAAUUAGAAGAAGGGAAUAAUGUCCCUUGUGCAAUCACAUCUAAUCAAUUAGAUGUCAAUGAAGAUACACAUGAGAUCAAGUUAAAGAUACACACGUUGCCAUAUAUUGCUGGUAUAUUUGUCAUUGAUAGUGUCAACUACAAUAUCAUUUCAUGUAACAAUGCUAUUGCUAGAAAUUUGUUUGGUAAGUCAUUUGAUGAAUUAAAUAAUCAUUGCAUUGAUGAAUUGAUUCCAAAUUUUACAAAGAUAUUACAAGUUGGUAUUCAAUCAAGUCUUGAUUCAUCACAAGUGACACCAGGAUUAGUUUUACCAGAACAUUUUUUCAGACGAUAUGAUGCUGCUGUUAAAAAGGAACAAGAUCCAAAUUGCACCGAGUCAGCUGAUGAUAUAUUCUUCAAUUCACACGGUGUUGAAGGUAUUCAUAGGGAUGGUAAAGUUGUGUAUGUCGAUGUUCAGUUGCGUGCAUCAUCCCAAGAUACUUUUGUUGUCUGGAUAACCUAUUCAAGAACCAAUAAAAACAAGAAUUGUAUUUCUGAUGAAUUGGAUAAAUUGAGUUCAGCAUCGGCUUCAUCAGUUUCCUUGUCAUCAAUCAACAAGUCAGCUACUUCGUUGUCAACAAAUUCGAAAACAAGAAGUGUUUCAAGUCACUUGAGGGUUAGUGAUAUAAAAUCUAAUAGUAAUCAUCAUGAACGUGCCAUGUCCACGGAUGUUCCAUCCCAAAUGAAAUUAUUUGAUAAUGAAAAGCAGAAAGAUUUAUUGGAAUUUUCUCCUCGUGAAAUCACUCGUAAAUCAAGUACAAGAAGACCAAGAAAGGAAACAGAAUUGGGUUUACCAUUGACUAAACUUGAUAGUUAUAUUUAUAAUGGUGAGGAGAAAUCAAGUGACGGUAAUCCGUUAACACCAAUUGAAACCAAAGAACUUAUUGAUCUGGAGAAUACGGCCCCAAGCUCACCAAGCGAUACUACAAAUGAGUUCCAUAUUGCAUCAAUGUAUACCGAAAAGGAUAUUUUGAAAUUAGAAAACGAUUCACUUGCAAAGAUCAAAAAAGAAUCUUCACUUUGGCCAGAAGAAGUUGGAGCUCAUAGAAGAACCAAAAAAUUCUCGGAAUUCAAAGUGGUAAAGAAUAUGGGAGAAGGAGCUUAUGGUAAAGUAGUUUUAGCACAACAUAAAGAAGACAAACAUUACAAGAUUAUUAUCAAAUGUAUCAACAAAGAAAGAAUUUUAGUGGACACUUGGGUUAGGGACAGGAAAUUAGGAACUAUUCCUAGUGAGAUUCAAAUAAUGGCUUAUUUAAAUAGUGAGCCUCAUCCAAAUAUCAUGAGAAUUGUUGAUUUCUUUGAAGACCUGAAGUAUUAUUAUUUGGAAACACCUAUAUUUGGUAACCCACCCGCCAUUGAUUUGUUUGAUUUUAUUGAGAUCAAGAAGGAUUUAAAUGAAGUUGAAUGUAAAUUUAUUUUCAAACAAAUUGUUUCAUCAAUAUAUCAUUUACAUCAAAAUGGAAUUGUUCAUCGUGAUAUCAAGGAUGAAAAUAUUAUUAUUGAUGAAAAAGGUGUUAUUAAAUUGAUUGAUUUUGGAUCUGCUGGGUAUGUUAGACAGGGUCCAUUUGAUGUUUUUGUUGGUACUAUUGAUUAUGCCUCACCUGAAGUAUUACGAGGUGAAAAAUAUGAAGGGAAACCACAAGAUAUUUGGGCAUUGGGGAUUUUAUUAUACACUAUGUUGUAUAAAGAGAAUCCAUUUUAUAAUGUUGAUGAAAUUAUGGAAGGUGAUUUAAGAAUACCAUAUGUCAUCAGUGACAGUAGUUUGAAUUUGAUACGAAAGAUAUUAAUUAGAGAUGUUGAACUUCGUCCUACCAUCACCGAUAUAAUGGAAGACGAAUGGCUUGCAUGA